This is a messenger RNA of Eupeodes corollae, 6896 nucleotides long. Its product is annotated as homeotic protein spalt-major. Gene Ontology annotation, cellular component: nucleus. Lineage: Eukaryota; Metazoa; Arthropoda; Insecta; Diptera; Syrphidae. The transcript is spliced from 5 exons. The record is from RefSeq and is a predicted model, not a curated record. Gene Ontology annotation, molecular function: RNA polymerase II cis-regulatory region sequence-specific DNA binding; DNA-binding transcription factor activity, RNA polymerase II-specific. Gene Ontology annotation, biological process: regulation of transcription by RNA polymerase II. The coding region runs from base 1249 to 5535 and encodes 1428 amino acids.
AACAUAUCCAUAUCACGGAAGGUACCGCGGUCGCUCAAAUAUCGCAAAUCACAGUCGAAUAUAAGAAAUUCGAUUCGUAAAUAAUAACGAGUUAUUAUCGGAAACACAAAACAUCAACAGAUACAAUAAUCGUGAUUUUUAUCAAAUAAAUUAAUUGUGGAUUUUUGAAGAAAAAAAAAAGAAUUUUUGUUUGUAUAUUGAGUGAUAUAAAAGUUUAACUGUUUUCGUCCGGUCAGUGUUUGAUGAAAAGACCAUAACGUGACGUUUUACCCGUAAUAACUCAUACAAUCUACACACAUGCACAUACUUUUAUAUUGAUACGGCAAUAAGAGUAACGUAAGAGUACGACAACGACGACGGACGUCCAAAACCAAAUCAAAAUCGAAAUCGAACCGAUCCGAUCCGUUGACGUGGGGAGGGGUAGGCGAAUAACAGAAAACAGAAAACAGACUGUGUGAUGGAUGAGUGAAGUAUAUGCCUAUGUAAUGCACGCAUAUAUACAUAUACAUAUAUGUAUUUCAAUUAUUAUGACGACGAUGAUGAUGAUGAGCACCUAGAGUUAUUAUUCGUUUAUUCGAAAAUAAUGAUGACAGUUGAUGACGGCAACGUGCAGUGUAAACACACAUCAUAAUCACAACACCACACAAAAUAAUAACACACUCGAUAUUUUUUCUAUAAUAAAUAAUAAAUUAUUGUUUAUUAAAAUUUAAAUUAAAAAAAAUUAUUUCUUACUUUUUUUUAUGAAAUAAUUCCUACCUACCUACCAAUCUUUUUUGUAUAAAUAACAGUGUUUUUGUGGGAAAGAAAAUAUUGAAACUCAUGCAACCGGUAUCGCGUAUUCUGACACAACAAACAAAAGAAAGGAUAUUUUUGUGAUUUUAAGAAAAAUAGGUAAUAAAAAAAUAUAAAUUUUUAUUACUGAAAUAAAAAUUAUGAAGUGAAGUGAAACGCGAGAUUGAAAAAAAUGGAUUAAACAAAAAAUGAAGCGAGGAUUUAAAUUUAAUUUUUCGAGAUGAUACUUCGAAAGCAUUAAUAAAAAACCUUCGGGGACAAUAAAAGUUAAAAAAAUAAAUAAAAAUACAGAAAAAUCAAACGGAAGAAAAUAAAAGUGCGGUUACGGGUUCGUUUAUUUGUUUCCUCAGUUUGAUACGUUUUUUUUAUAUUUUUAUUGAAAAAUCGGAAUAAUUUGCAUCAUAACACAAAAGUUUCCGGUUUUUUGUUCUGACAAAACGAGAGAAUAAUUUUUAAAUGAAAAAUAAUUUUGCUACUUUAUUGGGUGAAAUGCGAAGUGAUUUAAAAGAUAAUACAGAUACUAUCAAUAAAAUGAUACAAUUUGGAACUGUUAAAUAUGGAAUUGUUAAGCAGCUUAAAGACCGAACGAGAUCUGAACGAGAUUUAACCAGUGACCAAGAAGAUAUUGGCUCAUGUUCACCCAGUUGCAAGUCAAAUAGUCCUGAUAUUCAAAUGCAAUCACAACAUUCGCCCGCAGCUGAUGCUGAUGAAGAAAUCGAUGCAACAAUAACUGCUGGUGCUAGUGUUGCCGCUUUUAAUUUAGCCGAUACCCGAAAAAUGUUAGAUAAUCAACAUCAUCAUCAUGAUCACAUGCAUCAUUUGAAUCACCUGAAUCCAUUUAGUCAUUUAAGCAGCAAUCAAAAUACUAGUUUAAAUCAUCAUUUGGAAGAUCACAAUCACAAUCAUAACAAUAACAAUAGCCUAAUGUCACCGUUAGAUAGCAACGAUGUGCAUGCCCAUGCCAAUGCCCAAUUGCCUCUAAAUCACCAUCAUCAUCAGCAGCAACAGCAGCAGCAAUCGGAGGUGAUGGGUGGAGGCUUGAAAGGCGGUGAACAACAUACAUAUCUCCAGGAAAUUGAAAGAAUAAAUACAAAACUACCAUCACCGACACCACCUGAUCUUGAGAUUAAUAAUCAGCCUUUCGAUAGGCGAUCGCCGGAGUUGGUGGUCGGAGUGGAAACUCUUAAAGAACAGCAGCUAGAAAGCGAGAAGACUGAUGAAAAGGAACAGAUUCAGGCGCCUAAGGAGGUAGAGAAGACUGUUCCCAUGACAAUGGAUACAGAACAGAGAGUUCCCACACCGACUGGAGAUGAUAAACCCAAUGAAGAAGACUGUGUGGAGGAAGAGAAUCGACCCAUCUCGUCGCCACCGGUAGGUAGUCCGCCUCUGCAAAUGCCACAGUUCCCCGCUCCAGGUCCGGUUACUCUGGAAGCGAUACAAAAUAUGCAGAUGGCCAUUGCCCAAUUCGCCGCAAAGACGAUUGCGAAUGGAAAUGCUGGUGCCGACAAUGAGGCAGCCAUGAAACAGCUGGCAUUCUUGCAGCAGACGCUUUUCAAUCUGCAGCAACAACAAUUGUUCCAGAUCCAGUUAAUUCAGCAGCUGCAGUCGCAGCUUGCGAUGAACCAAGGAGGUAAGAGUGAAAAUGAGGGCGAAGAAGAGAACGAAGAUAUCGAGCUAGAUCAAGAGCGUGACAGAGACAGAGACCAGGAUGAUGACCAAGAACUCGAACCCGGUGAGAUCCUGGUAAAACGCGAGAGGCUAGACGACGAAGUCCGCUGCCAGGACGAGGAAAUGCAGGCUUCAAACCACAGCGAGUCAAACAACAAUGAAUCGCUGAAGCGAAAACGUGAAGAGUACGAUGAGUAUAGUAGAAACAAUUCGCUGCAAAUGCUCGCGAGCAUGAAACAGGACGAAAAUAUGCCGCUGCCUUUCGGCAAUGACUUGGCCUCGAGUAUAAUCACCAAUCACGAUGAUCUUCCAUCGCUUGAUGAGCCCAAUUCGCUGGAGAUGCUUCAGCGAAGAGCUCAGGAAGUACUUGAUUCUGCUUCGCAGGGAAUCUUAGCGAAUAAUUUGGCUGAUGAGUAUGCCUUUGGCAAGGAUGGCAAGACAGCCGAUGGCAAGAGCCGCAAUGAACCGUUCUUUAAACACCGCUGUCGAUAUUGCGGCAAGGUGUUCGGUUCGGAUUCGGCAUUACAAAUUCACAUUCGCUCUCACACCGGAGAGCGACCGUUCAAGUGCAAUGUUUGUGGAAGUCGCUUCACCACCAAGGGUAAUCUGAAAGUGCACUUCCAGCGGCACGCACAUAAGUUCCCCCAUAUUCCUAUGAAUGCAACACCCAUUCCCGAGCACCUCGACAAAUUCCAUCCACCAUUGUUGGAGCAGAUGUCGCCGGACAGUUCACCAACUCACCAGCCACAGAUGCCGCAACAAAUGCCUCCCGUUUCAUUGCCUCUACCAUUCCCACCAAAUGCAGGCUAUCCCGGACUUCCUGGCCUCUAUCGUCCACCGUUAGAUAUCCUGAAGACACUUGGACCAUACCCGAAUCCAUUUUUCCCAUCCCUGCCGCAUUUGCCACCAGCCAUGGCAGCAGCAUUAAAACGUGAUCAAGAACUGCCAACCGACCUUCGCAAGCCGUCGGCUCCCAAUUCACCGGAACAGGUGAAGGAACCCGAAGUCGAGGAGGAACGGGCCAACACCAGAAGUGUCACUCCACCACCAACUGAAGAACCAUUAAGCUUAAAAAUCAAACAAGAAACAGUCCAGGAGGAGAAUGAACUAUCACGCGAUAGUCCUCCAACAGUCACCCCGCCACCACUGGCACCACCUUCUAUACCUGUCCCCCCGCCUGCUCCUGUAACACAGCCGUCACCACCAACACCGAUAAUCUCCGUACGGCCGUUGGCUCCUCCAACACCACCAACUCCUACGAAAUCAGCUUUGCCUCCAGUUAUUCUACCACAGCAGCCAGCGAUACAUCCUCAACCAUCGCCGGGGCCAAUUCCACCCCAAAAUAUUGAACUUCUUCCAACUCCCGGACAACUACCUCCAUCGUUUCAUCGAGAUGACUUCUUUGCCGAUCGGUUUCCCCUUAACUUCACAAGAACUUCUCCUGAUCGCCGGUCACCGAUCCGUAGUCCAGCAAGCAUCCCGCGGUCACCGUUCUUCGGAGCAGCCAUGAAACAUGAAAUGGCCUUGCUACCAAGACCACACAGCAAUGACAACUCAUGGGAAAACUUCAUCGAAGUGUCCAAUACUUCGGAGACUCUAAAGCUUAAGGAAAUGAUGAAGAACAAGAAGCUCACGGACCCCAAUCAAUGUGUGGUAUGUGAUCGAGUGUUGUCCUGCAAAAGUGCCUUGCAAAUGCACUAUCGAACGCAUACCGGUGAACGGCCCUUCAAGUGCCGUAUUUGUGGUCGGGCUUUUACGACCAAGGGCAAUCUGAAGACCCAUAUGGCAGUGCAUAAAAUUCGUCCACCAAUGCGGAAUUUCCACCAGUGCCCUGUAUGCCACAAGAAGUACUCCAAUGCCUUGGUGUUGCAGCAACACAUCCGGCUGCACACUGGUGAGCCCACUGACCUGACGCCGGAACAAAUUCAAGCAGCGGAAAUUCGAGAUCCACCACCGUCGAUGAUGCCAGGAGCAUUCCUCAAUCCGUUCGCUUUUCAUUUUGGUGCCAUGGGACCUGGAGGUCCUCAUAAUGGAGCCAUGGGAUCUGAGUCAUCUCAGGGUGAUAUGGAUGAUAAUAUGGAUUGCAGCGAUGACUUCGACGAUGAUGUCUCCUCGGAACAUAUGUCUUCGAUUCACGAUGAAUCUAUAGACCGCCCGAAGUCCGGAGACGACAUGAAAGGAAUGUUGUUCGAGCAGAAGCUCAAAAUCGAGGCCAACACCACCUCGGCACCUUCGAGUCCAACGGAAAAUACCCCUUCGAUCAAACCACCGGCAUCUCCUGAAGACAGUUCCGGUGCCUUGGAUCUUACACCAAGGUCUCAGUUGAAUCAACAACAGCCAGCCCCAGCACCCGUAAAGGUACCAACUCCUCCAACACCACCUCAAUCAAAUUCCCAACCAUCACCUCAACAACAGACACCCCAACAACCACCACAGCCUCCACCGCCACCACCACCACAGCAACACAGCCCGAUUGCUCCCAGUCAUCCGAACAUGUUCCUUCACCACCAGCAACAUCUCCACCAGCAACUCCACCAUCAUCACCAACAACAACAGCAUCAGCAACAUCUACACCAACAACGGCAGCAACAAGAAGCUCAGCAACAACAGCAAUCCCAACAACAGCAGCAGCAACAACACCACGCCCUACAACCUCCACCACCACCUCAACCAAAUCCGGCCAUGAUAUCCGCUCGCCCGCCAUUCGGAAUGUUCCCCAACAUUCCGCUCUUUCCGCCAGCAACAACACAAAACAUGUGCACCGCUAUGAAUUCUAUCGCUCAGUCUGUGAUGCCAGCGGCACCCUUCAAUCCACUAGCACUUUCGGGCGUCAGAGGGAGCACAACUUGCGGUAUCUGCUUCAAAACAUUCCCAUGCCAUUCGGCUUUAGAAAUCCACUAUAGGAGUCAUACCAAAGAGCGACCAUUUAAAUGCUCGAUUUGUGAUCGAGGUUUUACAACUAAGGGCAAUCUUAAACAACAUAUGCUAACGCAUAAAAUUCGGGACAUGGAGCAAGAGACUUUUAGAAAUAGAGCUGUCAAGUAUAUGAGCGGCUGGAAAGAAGAAUACGAAUAAAAUCAAUUUUCAAACAAUUUUGAAAUCCCAAAAAGUUGAUCCUGUGAGCCAUCGAAAGGAAUCCUUUUAAUAUUGCUCCAUUCCCGCUAGUGAUUUUCUCAAACAAAAUGCUUACGUUGUCGCUUUAAAAUGAUCUCAUUUAAUUCCUCUAAGAACAAACCUUAAACUUCAAAGCAAAGGUUAUCUUCAAAAAAACAUUCUGAACACUGAAAAAUGAAGGUAAAUGUUGAUGGUACUACAAAUAAAUAAUUUAUUUAAUAUAAGAACAAAUUUGCCAUCUACAUAUACAAAAAUUAUAUUGGAUGUAUCAAAAAAUAAGAAGAAUCUAUAAAAUAAUGAACAAUCGUUUCAUAGACAAACAAAUGUUUAAACAAAAAGAGGAAAUAAAACAAUUAAUUACUCAUAAACAACAAAAUAAAAAUCUCAUUAUUACUGGUUUCAUAAGCAGAACAAUCCGACUCGUUUAUUAAAACGAAGAAAAAGAAUAUUAAAUUAGCAUAAAAGCUGGCAAAAUAAUAAUUUUUAAUUUUUCAUCUCUCAAAAAUAAUUUUAAAUUAUUCUACAAAUCAUCGGCGACAAAAGAUGAAAAUUUAAACAAAGUAUUUUUAUUGUUGUUUCAUCUCUUGAUAAUCUUGUUUAUGAGUGAAUUAUUUGAUUUAAUUUUCUUUUGUUCUUAUAAAAAGAUAUCCGAGCGAGAAUCUUAAGAGAAAAGAAAAAGACAAACUAAAAUUACAAAAACAAAACAAAAAACUAUUAAAUGAAACGUAUCCAAAGAUGCAUGCAAUGUGUGAUUUCAAAUAAAACAAAAAUAAAAUAAAAACAAAUUAUUAGAACGCCAGACAAGAGACUGAUUUCGUUUCAUUUAACAUUAGAAAAAUUCUCAGACUACUUAAAAAUCAUACAAAUUAAACAAAAACAAAAAAACAAGCAAACAAUUCUUUGAGCAGACAAAAUAAAUGUAACUUAAAAUCAAAAAUCGAAUUUAAUAAAAAUCUAAAUUCAUCGCCGCCGGCCAAAUCGUCGUCAUAAGAAAAAUAUUAUUUUGUAUCAAAUAGAAAGUGCAAUAAAAAUUUUAAAAUAAAAUUUAUAAAAUUAUUUCGGCGAACAACCAAAAUAUUGUAAAAAUGUAUAAAAACUUAUUUUCACUGUCUCCUUAUAAAACAAAUAAAAACAAAAACAAAAACACUAUAUAAAUUCUUCGUCAUUGCUUUUGUAGAUAAAAAUAUGAAAAAAACAAAAAUAAAAUAUCCGGUCGAUGUAAUAUAAUAAUAAAUAUUAUUUAUAAGCACGAAAAUGAAACGAGAAAAAAAUAAUUAAAUUUAAAUAUAAAAUUCAAAAAUAAGAUUAAAUAAAAAUUAAAU